CUGUCAUUGCUUUUACGUAGACGGAGGACAGCGGAGGGAGUGUCGGUGGGUAGUACGAUCCCGAAAGCAAGACUACGUGGGUAUCGUCGGAGAUAAGCAUAGAAUUAGAAUUCCCAUGUUAUGCGGGGAAUUCAGUUUGCGUCCAAUUUCUGCAAAAAUCGUUAACUUCCCGAAACUUUCUACGAGUUGAAUAAUAAUAACAAGAAGAAUAUAUACAUGGAGCCAGUGAAGUACUAUAGACUCUCAGAAGUAGAAGAACACAAGUCUCCCCAAAAUUGCUGGAUUCUCAUCAACAAUAAAGUUUACGAUGUUUCCAAAUUUCUGGAAGAGCAUCCCGGGGGUGUGGAGGUCCUGUGUGAGCAUGCAGGGGGCGACGCCACAGAGAACUAUGAGGACGUGGGACAUUCCAGCGACGCCAGGAAAAUGGCUGAAAGUUAUGUCAUAGGAGAGCUGCAUCCGGAGGACCGAGAGAAGAUUGUAAGUCCCCUGAUACCCCCAGGCAGCUAUGUUCAGGACAGCACAAGCUGGUGGUCAAACUGGGUGAUCCCUGGUCUAGCAGCACUGGUUGUCACGGUCAUGUACCGCAUGUAUAUCUACGAGGAAUGAUCUGUGUGGACCAGUCCUGCGUUACCAUAGCCUCCCGGCGAACCAUAUGCAGUUAAUGGGCCUCAUCACUAUGAUUAUUAUCUAAUUAUACACUAUUGUGUAAAUGAAGACUUUAUUUCUUGUGUGCAUUCUGAGUGACACCCCUCAGAGGUAGUUUGAUGAAUCAAAAAGAACAAAAAGAAAAGCUGCACUGUGCCUGACUGUAUGCUCCCUUUUACUUUCUCUCAAUCACUUUUGCAGUUUCAAAACCCACCUCUUCUGGUCUAAAUGACUUCAAUCAAGUGUUUAUAUAGUCAGGAGCGAUUAAGCCUUAUAAUUGAAAACCUAUUGACAGUAUUAAGCUAGACAAAUGAAAUAUUUAUGUGGUGUUAAAUAAAGAAUCAGCAUCCACUUUGCAGAAGUGAAGAGGCGCAGUGAAGUCUGUCCUCACGCAGUUUACCUGCUGCUGCUUGCUUGCUGCUAUUCCUGUCAAAGAGAAACAUGAUGCAUUCUAUGGACAAAGUUGGGGUAGGGUUAGGAUGGGGUGACUCACCUCCACAUCAUGUUUGUGUGUGUAUGUGUGUGUCAAUCUGUCUUUCUGUCUGUCUGUGUUUCUGUCUGUCUUUCUGUCUGUCUGUGUGUCUAUCUCAUCACUGUAUCCAUAAACUUGCAGUUAGGAUAACUGGCAUAUUCAGUUCAAUUCAAUCAGUCUAAACGACUGUAUUAGUUUCUCAUAUCUAAGUUGCCCAUUGCAUGUGUGCCAUGUAAUGGACAGGCAUCCCACCCAGGGUGUCCACGCCCUUGUGCCGAACACUGACUGGGAUAGGCUCCAGGCCCCCCUGCAACCUUGAUCAUGAUGAUGGAUGGAUGGUGUAAAAAGUAGAAAGAAAAGGCCAAAGCACAGGUACACUCUGGAUUCAUAUCCAUUGUAUGGGCUCAGCAACAACAACAACAAUAAUAAUAAGUAAAUAAUUUACAAUUACCAUUAUGCAGUCUCACUUUUAAUGGCUUCAGGAAAAUGCUGGGAUUUGCUUAACAAAUUGCAUCUUGCUUUAGUCCUUGACUUUCCAGAACAUAUUGUCUUCCCCGAAGGAGAAAAUACAUAAAUAUGCAAAUCAGAAAUCAUUAGCAAAGUAAGAGUGAAGCAAUUAGUAGCUAUGCCAUUGUAGGCCGUUUUCAUCACUCUGGAUGAAAUAAUAACAAAGCAGCAUUUAAUUACUCUGCGGGGGGAGGAAGGGACCGGAAAUGAUAAAGGUCACCUGUGUCGCCCCCUGGAUCCCACAGCAGGUACUGCACUGAGCACCCACCAUGCAAGUCAUGUAAUACACUUCCAGAGGAUUCACAGGAAAGUGAAACCACACCAAUGUACAUUCUGAUAUUAAAAUCAAUGUCUGACAAUUUUA
This is a messenger RNA of Brienomyrus brachyistius, 1988 nucleotides long. It is a transcript of the gene cyb5a, whose product is annotated as cytochrome b5. Bases 217 to 606 code for a protein of 129 amino acids. NCBI's taxonomy places the organism in Eukaryota, Metazoa, Chordata, Actinopteri, Osteoglossiformes, Mormyridae. The transcript is spliced from 5 exons. Gene Ontology annotation, cellular component: membrane; intracellular membrane-bounded organelle. Gene Ontology annotation, molecular function: heme binding. The record is from RefSeq and is a predicted model, not a curated record.